Messenger RNA from Daldinia childiae, 1083 nucleotides. RefSeq names its product putative oxidoreductase C26F1.07. Gene Ontology annotation, molecular function: aldose reductase (NADPH) activity. Gene Ontology annotation, cellular component: cytosol. The record is from RefSeq and is a predicted model, not a curated record. Lineage: Eukaryota; Fungi; Ascomycota; Sordariomycetes; Xylariales; Hypoxylaceae. The transcript is spliced from 2 exons. Bases 1 to 1083 code for a protein of 360 amino acids.
AUGUCUUGCCAAUCCUUCUACCGCUCUGCCGUCAGGCGAUUCUCCAAGUCACUCAACUGCCAGAGUAAAGCUUCUCAUGUGCCGUCCACGGCCCGUUUACUAAGCACACGCAACACGCAGUUUACGCUCAACACAGGUGCUAAGAUCCCCGCCAUAGGGUUUGGUACCUUUCAAGAUCCUGAGUCGCAAGAGGAGGGCGUUUGUAGGGCUCUGAAGAUGGGCAUGCGUCUGAUAGACACGGCGCGGGUCUACAACGUCGAGAAGCAAGUUGGUAAGGGAAUCAAGGCUAGCGGCGUCCCCCGUGAGGAAAUUUUCCUUGGGACGAAACUUUGGUGCAACAACUAUCAUCCCGACGACGUCGAGAGAGCCUUAGACGAGUCUUUAGCCGAUCUAGACACCCCCUAUGUCGACCUACUCAUGAUGCACUACCCAUGUACCUUCAAGAGAGGCCCAGAGCGCUUCCCCAGAGACGCUGAUGGUAAGAUGAUCCUGGGAAACACGACUUUCGUCGAUACAUGGAAGGCGAUGGAACAGCUAGUGAAAAUUGGCAAGGUCAAAUCCAUUGGUGUUUCCAACUUUAGUAAGGGAGAGUUGGAAACCCUCAUAGAGAAGACGUCGACGACCCCGGCUGUUCACCAGAUGGAAGUUCACCCGUACCUGCAGCAGAAAUCCUUCAACCAGUGGCUUAAAUCUAAAGGUAUUCACGUGGUCCAGUUUAGCCCUCUCGGUAACAUGAACGACUUCUAUAGGAAGACUGGCUGGAGCAAGGAUAUCUCGCACAUGAUGAAACUUAUCGAGCAGCCACUACUACUAGAGAUCGGGAAGAAGUAUAACAAGAGCGCGGUACAAAUCGCAUUAGCGUGGGGCAUAAACAACGGCCGUUCCGUUAUUCCCAAGAGCGUUAUCGAUUGGCAAGUCCAGCAAAACCUCGAAGCCGACUUCGAACUUGCGAAAGAAGACAUGGAAGCCCUCGCUACUCUGGACAUCAAGGCGCGGUUUAACGACCCCAGCUUAGACUAUCAGUGGAGGCUAUACAGCGAUCUCGAAGGUACCGAGGGAACAGUUGAGGGACGAACUCAUUAG